Messenger RNA from Durio zibethinus, 2427 nucleotides. RefSeq names its product AT-rich interactive domain-containing protein 5-like. The record is from RefSeq and is a predicted model, not a curated record. NCBI's taxonomy places the organism in Eukaryota, Viridiplantae, Streptophyta, Magnoliopsida, Malvales, Malvaceae. Gene Ontology annotation, molecular function: DNA binding. Gene Ontology annotation, cellular component: nucleus. Gene Ontology annotation, biological process: regulation of transcription by RNA polymerase II.
AAACAAGACUACAAGAGAACACAAUUCCAAGCAAGGUACUCUACUGAGCUCAUGUAUGGGGCUCUAUGCAUGCAGAGUUUGUGUAUGUUGCUGGGAUCGGGCUGAAGCUUGUUAGGAGUUUGAAGCGUUAGUUAACACGUGCGGAGAGAAAAACAUCAGAGAACCGCUCGGCCCUUGAAAUGGUCAUUGGAUGGUUGCUGUAAAAAAGGUUUCUGAUAAAGUUUUACACGCGUGACAAAAGUGAGACUCUGACCCUGAAAAUCAAAACAACACUUUACUGCCAUAUCACCUCAACAGUAGUUUCUACUUCAACUCUCCCCUCCCGUCUUGUUUCCUUUUGUUUUUUCGAAUUCAAAACCCAGGGCCAGGCCAGGCCAGGCCAAGCCAAGCACCUACCCGAAGCGGCUGGGUCUUGAGUUAUUCCCUCGAACAAAGACGGUAAAGGGCUCAAAAGAAAGACCCCUUUUAUUUUUGAAAUUUUUUAUUUUGUGGCUAACCCAGAAAGCAGUGGAUGGAUGUGAGUAUGAGGAAAAAUGUUUCUUUUAGGAACCAGAGAAGAUGACUGGUAGUGGUAGUGAGGCUCAGAUGGAUGAUUCCAAACCAGGAGCUGCAGAUGUAGCUGAAGCGGACUCUCAAGCCCCAAUGGACACGGAAACAGAAGCUGCUGAAGUGAAAGACCAAGUUCAAGAUGAAGAACCUACCAACCUUGAAGAAGAUGGAAAAGAGGACAAAUCUUUGGCUGAAAUUGUUACCAAAAUGGACGUUGUUGAAGAUGGUGAUGCUCCCAUUCAUUCACAUUACGAUGGACGUUGUGGAAGCCCCAACUCUGACAUAAAACUCCAAGAUGAUGAAAAUGGGGAACAAUUGAAGAAUUUGUCUGUAGAAAGGGAAAUUAAGAAGCAAGUGCCAAUACCGGAACUUGGUGACAAAAACCCUAACCUAUGCUUUGACAACUCAGGGUCAGACACGGAGGAGGAGCAAGCAGCUUUUGUAAAGGAGGUUGAAGCUUUUUACAAGGAGAAGAACCUUGAAUUCAAGCACCCUAAGUUUUAUAAGGAGGAUAUAAAUUUGCUCAAAUUAUGGAGAGCUGUCAUCAAAUUGGGGGGCUAUGAACAGGUGACCUCAUGCAAAUUGUGGAGGCAAGUAGGAGAAUCAUUUAAUCCCCCAAAGACCUGCACCACUGUAUCGUGGACAUUCCGUAUCUUUUAUGAGAAGGCACUGCUUGAGUAUGAAAAGCAUAAAAUACAUGGUGGCGUACUCCCCCAUUCAGAUGCUUCUUUUAUUGAGCCUAAUGGGGUUGAAAGUCAGGCUGGUAGUAAUCAAGCUCCUGGAUCAGGUAGGGCUAAGAGGGAUGCUGCUGCUCGUGCCAUGCGGAGCUGGCAUUCUCAGCGGGUUCUCGAUAAUGGUGAGGUCUGUCAUCCAAUCAUCAAGGACAAGAGCUCUAGUCCUACACCCAAAAGUGACAGACAACUUAAAAAUUUUGGUUUAUUAAAGCGUAAAAAGCCAUCCACUCCGGAGCAUGGUGUCCGAGUUACUCAACCUAAAGCAACAAAACCACAGCAUUCUUUUGGCAGGUUGGAUACUAUGGUUAUUGAUAUUGGAGUGCCAGCUGAUUGGGUCAAGAUUAACGUGCAAAAAACUAUUGACUGCUAUGAGGUAUAUGCUUUGGUUCCUGGGCUUCUGCGUGAGGAGGUGCAUGUUCAGUCUGAUCCAGCAGGACGCUUGGUUAUAUCUGGUCAACCAAAGCAACUGGAUAAUCCUUGGGGUGUCACACCCUUUAAAAAGGUUGUCAGCCUGCCUUCUAGAAUUGAUCCGCAUCAGACUUCUGCUGUGGUUACCCUGCAUGGUCAGUUGUUUGUGCGCGUGCCGUUCGAGCUGCCUGAUGAAUAGGUUGUAGUUUUUACCUUUUUUAUAUGUAGAGAUUUCUCUAGGUUGAAGUCAUCUGACAUCUAAUUCUGCAAUGCACUGCACAAAUUUCUUGAUUAGUUUAUGCUCACAGCUGAUUCUCAAGCCAAUCUCCAGUAUUUGUCAUGGCUCUCUCUCUCUCUCUCUCUUUUUUUUUUUUGGGGGGGGGGGUGUUGGAAGUGAUGAUGAUUUAUCUGUUUUGGGGACUUAAUGAUCUUCAAUUGGGUGAAUUAAUCUAGAAAAAGCAAAAAUGAAUUAUGUGAAUAUGACUGGAUAUUGGAUUGUGUUCCAAUGCAUGGACGGAUUGAUAGUAACAAUGGCAGGGGAAAUGGCAUCAUUCAUGAUCUUCCUUAAAAUGUUAUUUAUAGGUUCCGGAGGUGGUAAUUGGGUUGAAAGUAUUGGAUUUGGGUCGGGUCACUUUGGAUUGGGUAAUUUUGAGUUGAAAAUUUUUGGGGUGUUUUGGAUUUGGGUUAUUUUGAGUUUAAGUUUCGGUCUUUUGGGUUUGAUGUUUUGAUUAUUUGG